Messenger RNA from Aureobasidium pullulans EXF-150, 1260 nucleotides. RefSeq lists its product as uncharacterized. The record is from RefSeq and is a predicted model, not a curated record. Bases 1 to 1260 code for a protein of 419 amino acids. The transcript has a single exon. Lineage: Eukaryota; Fungi; Ascomycota; Dothideomycetes; Dothideales; Saccotheciaceae.
AUGUCGGAGACGGUUGGGGCGUUACACCGAGACGAUGGUUCGCAGACUUCGCCUGACAAUACAUCGUCAAUAUCCGACGACACAAGCACAGAACGAGUGGCAUAUACACCGUCCCAUUCUCCCGCACCACCUGAGUCCCUAUUCCCCUCUUGGCUCAACCCGGCCUACAUCGGACACCUGCGAGAUGCCAGAGAACGUAAACUUGAGGAUCUGAUUAAAGAGCUGGUCGAAUCCAGAAGUCGGAUGAGAGCGCUGCUCUACCGUGCAAAAGAGCCUGCAGACCCUUCCCUAUUGACAUCGGAAUGGACCUGGGAGGACGAAGUGCGAGAAUUACAAGAGCAAAUGAGUGGUCUGAGAAACUUUAUUUUUGAAUUACAUACAGCGAUCGAGCUUUCUCGUCAGCACUCUGAUGCCACAGAAGCACCUCACGAUGCUGCUACAGUCCAAGGCAAAUCACCAAAGCAAAACCCCAGCGCUAGAGGGCCUCCUUCCCAAAGCGUCAAGUCCCAUACCGAGCUUCCCAAGGACGACGGCAAUCUCACCCAACGGGAGCUCAGUCUGCAAUCUCAAUGUGACACUCAGCAACUACAACUUUUCCAACUCGCCCAAGCUCUGGCCACAGAGAAAAGCGAGACCGCGGAACUCCAAAACCAGCUCCAGGAAGAGAAAGAGGAAAACCGAGCAUUACUUCAGCAAUAUGGACGUGUUCAAUGGGAAAGGGUCAAGGCCGAACGUCAAGCUCAGCACGUCAAGGAAAGAUUCAAGUCGCUCACCCGAACUGCCAAAUCUCACAUGUAUCACAAUGAACACGAAUUGACAAGACUGAGGGGACAACUAUCCGAAUUACGGACGUCCCAAGCCUCACAAUCAUCAAUAGAAGACAUGAACGCCUCAACUCCUUCUGAACAACCGCAAUUGCACAGCACCUCAGCUCUCUCUCAAGAGCCCGAACCGCACAGCUAUAUCGCGGAUCACAUGGCAGAAAUAGCUUAUGAAGAAGGCCGUUGGGCAUUCGAAGAAGACAGCAGUACGGAUGGUGAGGCUGAUGAUCAAUACGAGAUUGAUUAUGAAGAGCAGAUGGAGAAUAAAUGCAGAUCUCUCAAGUCCAAAAUCAAGCGUCUCAAGCAAAUGCUGCUGAUUGAGAAGAAGAGGACCAAAGACGCAAAGAGCUUGCUUGAGAUGGCCGUCAAGAAUGGUCAAUAUUGGCAUAGGCGUUUCGAGCAGAAAUGCCUUUGCGAGGAUGAGAUCGGUGGUAAUUGA